Octopus bimaculoides (California two-spot octopus) is the source of this 474-nucleotide messenger RNA. Its product is annotated as zinc finger BED domain-containing protein 5-like. The record is from RefSeq and is a predicted model, not a curated record. Lineage: Eukaryota; Metazoa; Mollusca; Cephalopoda; Octopoda; Octopodidae.
AUGUUUAAACUGUUGGAAAACAAGAUUAGAAAAGAUAAUCCUAACCAAGCCUUCUUGUCUUUCCACUGCAUCUUGCAGCAAGAAAAUCUGUGUAAAUCUGCACUUAACCUGAAGCAUGUGGUGGAUCCAGUGGUGAGUGUAGUAAACACCAUCAGGGCAAGAGCACUCAAUUACAGAGAGUUCAAGUCCCUACUGGAGGAUAUGGAGGUUGAGCAUGGGGAUGUCCUCCACGACAACAAUGUACGAUGGCUCAGUCUUGGCAAAGUGCUGAAGCGAGUGUGGGGCUUACGAAAAGAAAUUCUGCUCUUUCUCAAUAUGAAAAGGAUUGCUUGUGAAUUUGUUACAACAAUGGACUGUGAUGAGUGGAAAUAUGAACUUAUGUUUGCAGCUGAUGUUUUUGAAAAGUUGAAUGAGCUAAAUGUGAAAUUGCAGAGAAAGGAACUUUUGGCUCAUGAAAUGUAUAAGCAUGUUUAA